Molecule: messenger RNA, 5666 nt
Organism: Scophthalmus maximus (turbot)
Lineage: Eukaryota; Metazoa; Chordata; Actinopteri; Pleuronectiformes; Scophthalmidae
Gene: chpfa
Product: chondroitin polymerizing factor a
Exons: 6
Coding region: 320-2620 (766 amino acids)
Cellular component (GO): Golgi cisterna membrane
Molecular function (GO): glucuronosyl-N-acetylgalactosaminyl-proteoglycan 4-beta-N-acetylgalactosaminyltransferase activity
Source: RefSeq, a predicted model, not a curated record
GCAGUGAACUGGGUGAGAUCAGAAGCAGCGGGUUUUAAAAGAAGGACUCAGAAAGAUGCCUUUGAAGUAUCGACGAAGAAGACCAUAAAGCACACUGGCCCUGACACCUAUGUGAAUAACACAGAGGCUGAUUGAGAACAGCGAGCUGAAAGUUCAUCACUGAAAUGCACAUGGAGUAGCAGCAGACUCUGGGAAACUCUCUGGCCGGAACUACACCUCUGUCGUCACGCCGACGUCUGGCCGGGGGGCGGAGCCUGGCGGCCGCCGCACUGACACCGGCGCAGGACCGUCGGAGAGAAGGAGCCCCCGGCGCGCAAAGAUGAGGUUCUCGGCGCUCAUGUCCGUGCUGCGGUCGGUCGGCCCGGUGAUCGUCGGCAUUUCCCUGGGCUUCACGCUGAGUCUGCUGAGCGUGAACUGGACGGAGGACGCGUGUCACCUGGACGCGAGGGAGGGCGACGACGUGACCCCGGGUCGGGAUGGACAGCUCAGGGGGGCCAGGAAGCCCAACUCCAUUUCCAGCCUCAACGACGCGGAGCCCGAGGAGGACUUCGAGCCGCGGAUCGUCCCGUACAAGCAGGUCCAGCAGACCGCCCCGAAGAAAGUAGUCAGGGCAAGAUACAUAAGCACAGAGUUGGGGACGCGCGAGCGUCUGUUUGUCGGGGUCCUGACGUCCAAAAACACCAUCAACACCAUGGCCGUAGCCGUCAACCGCACCAUCAGCCAUCACCUGGACUCCGUCAUCUUCUUCACCGGCAUGCGCAACCGCAAAGUCCCUCACGGCAUGUUUGUGGUUUCCCACGGCGACGAGAGACUGAUCUGGAACAUGUAUCAGACCAUCCGGCACAUUUUAGAGCAUUACAUCAGCGAAUACGACUGGUUUUACUUUGCCCAAGAUGACACGUACACGGAAGCUGACCGGAUCAAAACCCUGGUGGAUCACCUGAGCAUAAACCGAGAGCUCUACAUGGGCAGUCCCGAGGAGUUCAUCGGUGGGGAGAUGGAGGGGAAGUAUUGCUACGGGGGGUUCGGCUACCUCCUGUCCCGCAGCUUGCUCCUGCGGCUCCAGCCCUUCCUGGAAAACUGUCGGAACGACAUCCUGAGCGCCAGGCCCGAUGAGUGGCUCGGGAGAUGCAUCAUCGAUUACACCAGCACAAACUGCGUCAGUGAGCACGAGGGGCUUCACUACCACCACUAUGAGUUGGGGAAAAACUCUGAUCCAAGCAAAGAGCAGAGCGAACAGUUCAAGAAGGCUCUCACUGUCCACCCAGUGUCCGACCCUGAGCAGAUGUACCGGCUGCAUAGGUACUUCACAGAGAUUGAACUGCAGAGGACUUACGAUGAGAUCGCUAAGCUGCAGGCAGAAAUAAAGAACGUGAGCGUGGUUGCUUUUGAUGGCAACCGAAGCGCCCAGUGGCCCGUGGGGAUCAAUCCACCUUUUGAGCCCAAAUCUCGGUUUGAAGUGUUGAAGUGGGAAUACUUCACAGAGGAGGAGAUGUAUUCAUGCGUGGAUGGCUCUCCCAAGUGUGAGCUGCGCGGCAUCGACCGCAUGGACGUGGCCGACGUCAUCGACACGGCCGUGGGAGAGCUGAAUAAGAAGUACAAGCCUGUCUUACACCUGAAGAAGCAGCAGCUAAUUAAUGGCUACAGGCGCUUCGACCCCGUCAGGGGCAUGGAGUACACACUGGACCUUCAGCUGGAGGUAGUAAACCAGAAAGGUCACAGCCGUUCCAUCACCAAGAGGGUCCAUCUGGUGCGACCUUUGAGCCAAAUAGAGAUAAUUCCCAUGCCCUAUGUCACGGAAGCCACAAGGGUUCACAUCAUUAUACCUCUCACUCUGCAGGACCGGACUUACGUCGACCAUUUCCUCGAGGUCUUUGCCUCAAAUGCCUUUGAGACAAGUGAAAAUGCGAUCCUAACGUUCCUGUUCAUCUAUGACCCAGUGGAGGCACAGCAGGUUAAUCAGAAUGAUAUAUUUGCCAGUGUGAAGACUCAGAUUAAUGCUCACGAACGCAAAUACCCCACGGUGAAGAUCCCGUGGAUAAGCGUCAAGACGGAAACGCCAUCCCAGAUCAAGUUCAUGGACAUCAUCUCGAAGAAGCACCCAGUGGACACGCUGUUCUUCUUGGCAAGCGUCAACACAAAUAUCAAUACAGAAUUUCUGAACCGCUGUCGCAUGAAUUCCAUAAACAACUGGCAGGUGUUCUUCCCCGCCCACUUCCAGGACUACAAUCCCGACGUGGCCUAUCGCAACCAACCGCAUCCAGCCACUGUCGACCUUGUCAAGGAUGCGGGCCACUUUGACCUCAGGUCUUUCGAGGAGUCGUGCUUCUACAACUCGGACUACAUGGCAACGCGCAGCCAAAUGGUGGCGGACGUCCAAGAGAACGAGGAGAUCCUCGAGACAAUGGACAUCUACGACAUGUUCGUGAAGUAUUCGGGUCUGCACGUGUUCAGGGCAGUAGAGCCGGCACUGCACCAGCAGUAUCGCUACCAGACCUGCAACCCGAGACUCAGCGAGGACAUCUAUCACAUAUGUGUUCAGGGCAACUUGGAGGGUCUCGGUUCUCGCUCCCAGCUCGCCAUGCUGCUGUUUGAGCAAGAACAAGGGAACAGCACUUGAAGACGCCACUGACACGUUUGCUCCUGCACUUGUUCGAAUGGAUGUUGAAAGCUGUGUGUUUUGUUCUAACGGCCCCUCGACGCAAGCUCAAGUUUUGGGUGAACAGGGGACCUGCAUAAAGUGCCAUCCAUAACCUUUAUCUUUGCCCGAAACACAGCCCCUGUUCAAAGAUGUGGUCAUAUGCUGCAUGUGACCUCGUCUGAUGUACUCCAUCUUUCAGUGCAUCAAGAGUUUAUUAAAGAGUUUUUAGCUAGUUUGGAAAACUAAAUGCAGUACAUUGAUAACAAAACCUAUUUUUAUAUAUAUAUAUAUUUUUACAAUACUUGACCACACAGAAAAGAACCCAGAACCAAAUGCUUUGUGCUUCUCUUUGACCAUUUUAAAAGUUGUGUUGAGCAAUUUUUGAACACUAGAGGGCAGAAACUGAAAGCACCUCCCUCCCCUCGUGAAAAUUCCAAUAUUCACAGUGAACCUCAUCCUCGGGUUUGUUCCACCUCUCGCUCCCCACAGUUUUAGCAUACAGUAGGCUUGGUUGAAUUAGUGCGCACAGUGCAGCCGCUCGUGGUCUGUUUGGCGUCUGGGGGAUUAAACCAAGUGAGCUAAUACGAUGAGUUCAAAAUAGCAGAAAGCUUUAGUGGGUUUUUGCCUCUCAUUGGGAUCAUAAGUACUCACAAGCAAUGUUUCCUCAUUUACAGAAUGCGAAUCUUAUUUUAAUGUCAAAGAUUUUUUUAAAUGGAGCUUUGGUGUAUACGUUCUAAUGGAUAAAUAUUAAUAUAUAUGCCCUUUUCACAGCAGACCUUUUGAUAGGAUAUUGUUGGAAAAGCAUAGGUGUUAAUGAGGACAAUGGUGCUGUUCUGUGCACACUAACAAGGCCCUGAAACUGAAGCAGCUAAAUGGAUCCAGCCAUCAUUCACCUUAUUAUUUAAACCAGGGCUUUUCGUACUGGGACAUUUCAAAAUUUCCUGUUCAAAAAAGGCCUGUUGCUCCACAGUUUGUCAGCCCUUUCACACAAGGGCCCUGAAGCAUUAAGCUUUUUGAUAUUAACUCAUUUUGUAUUUUUAAAAGCACAUGUUUGUGUAUGUGCCUUGACACUGACUUUUCAUAUGCUGGCUGUUUUGAUAUUCUCAUUUUAUCCUACAGAUGAUAUUUUUAUUAGAAUAUUUGGUGUUAUUACACCACCAAUAAUAGAUUUGAAUGGGUGGGAGAAGUUGUCUUUCACCGUGGAUAAAGCCUGUGGAUAUCAAUGGAUAUCAAUAUCGGUUGUUGGGUUAGACAUGAAAAACUACAUAUAAUACAGGUGACUUUGAAAUAUCACUGCUCCGAGCAUCCACAGGUUGUAUAUGUGCCUCAAAGCAGGGAAGGGCUUCCUGGGAAGUAUCUCCCUUGGUCUUCAUAAGUCGUCAUAGUCAGCCAGGCAGAAUGUGUUUAGGUUUUUUUUCUCUCCUCGAAACCUUUUGAUGUUACAAAAAAGAAUAUAUAUGUAGAGUCAAAGGAUGAAUAUGAAUAACGAGGGGAAAAUCAUCUCGGCGUCUGAAGUGAUUGCCCAGGUGUUUCAUAUUUUCCAGGAAAUCCUAGUAAGUGGUACUUCAAAACUGACUUUAAUUAGUUUAGAAAUGACUGAUAUUCAGAAUGUAUGAACAAUCUUUUUUUCACGUCACCAAGUGUAGACCGUUCCGUUUUUUUUUUUUCUUUUCAAAAGACACUACAAAUGUUCCAAAUGUGUUCUUGACCGUGUUGUUAAGAACGUUGUAAGUUAUUGAAUGGUGUCAUCGUCUUGCCAUUUUACUGGCUUGCUUAGUUCCAGUUGCGGUACAAUCCAGUGGGAGCCUUUUUUUCAGUUUUCUGAUAUAAUGGUACUGGACACCUGGCAGUUAUUAGUAGAUUAUAAUGUGCAAUAUUACUGAUAACACAACUGGACAGAUGUCUGACGGCGGAUGGGACUUUUACUGUCAAAGAUAUUUGCUGCAAGUACAGCAGCAGAGUGUAUAUCCCAAUACUGUUCCUGGUACUACAGAAAACAAGACUCGUACUUUAAUGCUGAGUCAAUACACUGUAAUCACUUUCGACAAGACCUUUAAUGUAUUUAGCCGACACUAGACACUUUCUGCCAUCAAAUUCUCUCUGAAAUACAAAAAAGAUUAAGGCGAGUCACUUUAUUUAGCUUUAAUUGGGUUCAAAGUGUAUAUUGAAAACACUCGAAGCAACAGUGGUGAUCAUAAUCAGUGUUUGUUGUAUCUUCUGCCUUGCGAACGCAGACCACACGGCCGGUUGGCGCCGGCCUUUUGCAUUCAUUUCAUAACGCAUCCCGUCCACGGCGAGAGCAGUCUGUAGUGCGAGUGUUCUCCUUGAAGAGUAUGACGCAGAAUUGAAGAAAAAAAAAAAAUGGAAUCGCUCCAAAAACCACUGUGAAAGGCAGAGGGCUGAGAUCACAAUAUGAAGUUGUGGUGAUCUGCGUCGUCUUGGCCUUCUGUCAACGUGAAAAGCCUUACGUUAAGGAAGCGUGGCAGAUCAAUCGCCCCUGUGUUGUUCACGCAGCCACAAUUGUUGAGCAAAGUCUGCAAGUAUCUCGUCCAUAAUUUAUUUGCCAUCUCUCUCUAUGCAUUUUGCAGAUUUUAAAUACUUUUUCACAUUCUCUGUACACGUAAUAAAUAUUUUGAAGACACUAUUUUUAAACUUUAUUUUUUAGCUUUAUUUACACAUCAAUUGAUCUGUGUCUCUGAUGACAUAAUCAGACACGCUGUAUCAUACUUUGUAUUUGUGUUGUGCUUUAAUAAAACAUGUCAUUUGACAAUUUCUAAAUGUGUGUAUUUGCUUUUCUCUUUGAAUCAACAAAAUCAUUUCAAAAAGGAGGCAAAUACAAAAGCUCCAGCUUUUAAUUUCCAUUGAAGUUUGGACCCGUUGGUUUAGAUUAUUUUAAGCCCUAUGGGUACUGUUAUAACCAAAGCAAUGCAUAUCAAUUCACGUUCUGUACGUUUCAUUGUGCUGUAAUUCCCAAAACUGUGAAUUAUUGUAAUUUUUAAAUAAAGAAUAUUUGAAUAUAAACAUA